Messenger RNA from Amphibalanus amphitrite, 869 nucleotides. RefSeq lists its product as uncharacterized. The transcript is spliced from 5 exons. NCBI's taxonomy places the organism in Eukaryota, Metazoa, Arthropoda, Thecostraca, Balanomorpha, Balanidae. The record is from RefSeq and is a predicted model, not a curated record. Bases 167 to 769 code for a protein of 200 amino acids.
CCGGUACGAUCGGCACGACCCCUCAGGCUGUUGUCGGCCAUCAAAAGGACGCCUCGACCCGCCGCGCCGUCACUCGCGUCCCAGCCGUGGUCCACUCAGCUCGACUCUUCUCAAACCAGCUUGACUCAGCUCGACUCAGCUCGACUCUUCUCCGCCUUGACUCACUAUGAAGGUGACGCUGCUCCUUCUGGCGCUAGCGGCAGUGGCCGCGGCAGCAAUCGUCGAGAAGCCAUCUGACGAUUCGGAUUCCGGGCCGGGCAAGUUUCUUUUGGUUGCUCACCGGCGUAAGACGACUACAGUGACGUCACAUUUAAUGCUGACUACCACCGUCACCGUGCCCUACCGCUGUGACGUCACACCGAACCUCUCGGCGUGUACAGCUGGAACCGGUAGGCGCAGGAGGUCUGCCAGGGCCAAGGCAGCAUCAGCACCCAGCAAUGAAAUGGAGCCAAACGCUGAAAUGGAGCCAAACGCCGAAAUGCAGUCCAACGCCGAAAUGCCGCCGAACGCUGGGACGGAGAUACCGUCCAACACUGAGAUGGAGUCCAACUCUGGCAUUCAGCUGGACAGCUCGAUGCAGCAGACUGACGGAGCCGGCGAUAGCGCCCGUCUGCUGAUCCACACCCGGAUCACUGAAACAUACACCAGCACCAUCGGCACCAGGACGGUGUCCGUCACCAACUCAGCCAGCACCGAGUACGUCGCCUUUGCGUCAUGUUUGGCGACAGACUACGCGGCUACUCGACUACCAACUUGCCCGUCGCCAUAAACUUCAGCCAGCGCGCCUGGCCGCCGGUUAAAGGGACCCUCCCACCUUAACAUUAGUUUUGAGUUGAGAUAGCCAAGUUUGCGGCCAGGCUCAGAAACCA